Prosopis cineraria is the source of this 6272-nucleotide messenger RNA. Its product is annotated as rRNA biogenesis protein RRP5. Gene Ontology annotation, molecular function: RNA binding; protein binding. Gene Ontology annotation, biological process: rRNA processing. The record is from RefSeq and is a predicted model, not a curated record. NCBI's taxonomy places the organism in Eukaryota, Viridiplantae, Streptophyta, Magnoliopsida, Fabales, Fabaceae. Gene Ontology annotation, cellular component: nucleolus; nucleus; small-subunit processome.
ACAACCAUAAGGGAAACCCCAUAUAGCAUUUCCGGCGCCUCCUUCACCUCCCAGACAAGCAAGUGACGCUGCCGCCAACCCUUACUCUAAAACCCCAUAAACCUUUCGGUUUUCGGACUUCGGCCGCACCGCACCUGUACGCCGAGAACAGAGCCAUUGCUGUCGGUAGACAUGGCGCCUUCUUCGAAAAAAUCUCAGAAAAAUAAAUCCAAAGGCAAGCUCGUGGACAAAUCCUCUAAGAAAAUCUUUAAAGAGAAGAGGAAACCAGCCAGCGCCAUUAGCUCUGAAGCACUGGAUAUGCAGCUCCAAGAUGACGUCCCUGAUUUUCCCAGAGGUGGAGGGAGUUCUCUGAGCUCCAGGCGAACUCGAGAAAUCCGUGCAGAUGAUGAUUAUGAAUUUGGGACUGAGGAUCAUUUGAAAAAGAAGAACAAAAAGAGAAGCAGCAUGUCUAGUAAGAGUGGCUUAUCCGCAGAUGAUUUGGGUUUGCUAUCCGGUGGCGGAAUCAGGGGAAAACUACCAAGAUACGCGAAUAGAAUAACUUUCAAGAAUAUAUCUCCUGGCAUGAAACUUUGGGGACUUGUGGCUGAAGUCAAUGAAAAAGACCUUGCAAUUAGUUUACCAGGGGGUUUACGUGGAUUAGUUCAUGCAUCUGACGCGGUUGAUCCUAUUUGGAACGACCAAAUUGAGGUUGGAGAAGGUUUCCUUUCUAGUUCCUUUUAUGUUGGACAGCUGGUUUCUUGUGUUGUAUUGCGAUCAGAUGAAAACAGUAAAGACAAAGGCAAACGAAAAAUUUGGCUGUCUUUGCGCCUUUCAAUGUUACACAACUUCAAUUUAGAUGUCAUUCAAGAAGGCAUGGUCCUUUCUGCAUAUGUGAAAAGCAUCGAAGACCAUGGUUAUAUUCUUCAUUUUGGCCAGACUUCUUUUAUGGGAUUUUUACCAAAGGAUAGUCUUUCUGAUGGUAGGAGUGAUAGGGUAAAAACUGGGCAACUUCUGCAGGGAGUAGUUAGGAGCAUUGAUAAAGGUCGUAAAGUUCUUUAUAUGAGUUCUGACCCUGAUACAGUCUCUAAAUGCGUGACCAAGGAUCUCAAGGGUAUAUCAAUUGAUCUUCUCAUACCUGGCAUGAUGGUUAAUGCCCGUGUGAAGUCAAUUCUUGAUAAUGGCAUUAUGUUAUCAUUUCUCAAUUAUUUCACUGGGACUGUUGAUCUUUUUCAUUUGCAAAAUAUAUAUCCUUCAACAAACUGGAAAGAUGAUUACAGUGAAUCUCAGAAGGUUAUUGCUAGGAUAUUAUUUAUUGAUCCAUUGACUAGAGCUGUUGGUUUGACGCUGAAUCCACAUCUUGUUCAGAACAAGACCCCUCCAUCUGAUGUUAAAAUCGGAGAUAUAUAUGAUGAUGCAAGAGUUGUUAGGGUGGAUAGAGGUUUAGGCCUAUUGCUUGAAGUUCCAUCAAUUCCGGAGUCAACUCCGGCAUAUGUCAGUACAUCUGAUAUUGAUGAAGUGGAGAUCCAGAAGCUUCAAAAGAAGUACAAGGAAGGAAAUCAUGUUAGAGUUCGAAUCCUUGGGUUAAGGCAUUUGGAAGGACUUGCUACUGGAAUUUUGAAGGCUAGUGCUUUUGAAGCAGAUGUGUUCACACAUUCUGAUGCCAAGCCAGGGAUGGUGGUGAAGGCUAAGAUUCUUUCUGUUGAUGCCUUUGGUGCUAUUGUGCAAAUUCCUGGUGGUUUGAAGGCACUUUGUCCUCUUCGUCAUAUGUCUGAACUUGAGAUUGCUAAGCCCACAAAAAAAUUUGAGGUGGGAGCUGAAUUGGUAUUCCGUGUACUUGGUGUCAAGUCAAAAAGGAUAACAGUUACCCACAAGAAAACCCUUGUGAAAUCAAAACUUGGGAUUAUAAGUUCAUAUGCUGAUGCAACAGACGGAUUAAUAACUCAUGGCUGGAUAGCAAAGAUCGAAAUGCAUGGGUGUAUUGUACGGUUUUACAAUGGAGUUCAAGGAUUUGUACCCAGGUCUGAACUUGGUUUAGAGCCUGGAAGUGAUCCCAGUUUGGUAUAUACUGUUGGCCAAGUUGUCAAAUGUCGGGUAAUCAGCUCCAUUCCUGCUUCACGGAGGAUCAACCUUAGUUUCAUUAUAAAGCCUACAAGGGCUUCCGAAGAGGAUAUGGUUAAGUUGGGUAGUCUUGUUUCAGGAGUUGUUGACAGAGUAACAUCAGAUGCUGUAGUUGUUUUUUGUAAACGCCAUAGGCUUUUCAAUGGUAAAAUAUCUGUAGAGCACUUGGCAGAUCAUCAUGGGCAAGCUAUUUUAAUGAAGUCAGUCUUGAAACCAGGAUAUAAUUUUGAUCAACUACUUGUUUUAGAUAUUAAUAGCAACAAUUUGGUUCUGUCUGCAAAAAGUUCGCUUAUCAAAUUUGCUCAUCAGAUUCCUGCAGAUAUCAGUCAGAUUCAUCCUAACUCGGUUGUGCAUGGUUACAUUUGUAACUUAAUUGAGACAGGUUGCUUUGUCCGUUUCCUUGGUCGAUUGACCGGUUUCUCUCCAAUAAAAAAGGCAACUGAUGACAAGAAAACCAACCUUUUGGAAGCCUACUACAUUGGGCAAUCUGUGCGCUGCAAUGUUUUAGAUAUAAGUAGUGAGACUGGUAGAAUGACACUAUCUCUCAAGCAGUCGUCAAGUUCUUCAACAGAUGCAUCAUUUAUUCAAGACUACUUUCUUAUGAAGGAAAAGAUUGCUAAGUUGCAGUGCUUGGGCUCUGGUGGCUCUGAUUUAGAUUGGGAUGAAGGAUUUAGCAUUGGAGCAAUAGUUGAUGGGAAAGUUGAUGAUGUUAAGGAAGUGGGAGUUGUUCUAAAUUUUGAAAAGUAUAAUGAUGUUUUUGGAUUUAUCACGAACUAUCAGUUAGCUGGAGCUGUGUUAGAAAAAGGCUCUGCUGUGAAAGCGAUGGUUCUAGAUGUUUCCAAGGAAGAACGCCUCGUUGAUUUAUCUCUAAGACCUGAGUUAAUGAAAGGAUCUAGAGAAGGGAGUUCCCAAAAGCUUGCUCACAAAAAGAAACGGAGAAGAGAAGCAAUUAAGGGCUUGUUGGCUCAUCAGACAGUGAAUGCAGUAGUAGAAAUUGUGAAGGAGAACUACUUGGUUUUAUCUAUUCCAGAGCAUAAUUAUUCUAUAGGAUAUGCAUCGUUAUCUGACUACAAUACUCAAAAGUUUCCUCAGAAGCAGUUCUUAAAUGGACAAAGUGUCAUUGCAAUUGUGAUGGUCUUCCAAGCCUAUUCUAAAAGAGCCAAGAAGUCUAGUUAAAAAGUUGGAUCUCUGGUUCAGGCAGAGAUCACAGAAAUCAAGCCUCUUGAGCUGAAACUGAAGUUUGGAGUUGCUCUACGUGGUAGGGUUCACAUAACGGAGGGAAUUUUUAUUUUUAUAUCUGAUAUGUGCAUGAUAUAAAAUGUUUUGGAAAACCCUGUUGCUAGCUAUAAAAUUGGGCAAACAGUGACAGCAAGGAUUGUUGCAAACGUAAUGAAUCUGACAAACCAUAGGAAGGCCUUGCUGUGGGAACUGUCGGUCAGACCUAAAAGGCUUGCAGGUACCAGUGAUAUGGUAGACACUAUUAGUGAAAAUUUUGAAUUCUCAACUGGGCAAUGUGUCACUGGUUAUGUAUAUAAAGUGGAAAGUGAAUGGAUCUGGUUAACAGUAUCUCGAAGUGUGAGGGCCCAGCUUUAUAUACUUGACAGUUCUUGUGAACCCAAUGAGCUUGAGGAUUUCCAGAAUCGAUUUUAUGUGGGACAACCUGUUUCUGGUUAUAUUCUGAGUAUCAACAAGGAGAAGAAGUUGUUGCGGUUGAUUUACGACCCUUUCCUACUCUACAUCAAAGAACUGGUAAUACAUGACAAUCAAAUAGAUGAUCGACAAGCAGAUGUUCCGAAUGAGGAUAUUACAGCUUACAUUCAUGAAGGAGAUGUUUUGGGUGAAAGAAUUUCUAAAAUUAUUCCAGGUGUUGGUGGAUUGCUUGUCCAAGUUGGUCCUCAUACAUAUGGAAGAGUACACUUUACUGAACUUGCAGAAACAUGGGUGCCUGACCCAUUGUCUGGAUAUCACAUAGGACAGUUUGUCAAAUCUGUGGUUCUUGAAGUCAGCCACUCUGUCAAGGGUACUGUUCAUGUUGACUUGUCAUUUCGGUCUUCAGAUCAGAUGCUUUCUCAGAAUGCCAAAGAAAUACUAAAACAUUGAGUAAACAUUUGCAAACAUGUUGAGAAGAUUGAGGAUCUUCAUCCUGAUAUGGUGGUACAGGGUUAUGUAAAAAAUGUCUCUCCAAAAGGAUGCUUCAUUUUGCUCUCACGAAAGAUUGAUGCCAGGAUUCUUCUGUCAAACCUAUCUGAUAUAUAUAUUAAAGAUCCUGAAAAUGAAUUUCCUGUGGGAAAGCUUGUAACGGGAAGGGUGUUAUCUGUGGAUCCUCUUUCAAAUCAUGUUGAAGUUACAUUGAAGAAAUCAGAUGGUACCAGUCGAACCAAUUCUGAUAUUGUUGAUUUCAGUAAAUUUCACGUGGGAGAUAUUAUAUCUGGCAGGGUUAAGCGAGUGGAGCCAUAUGGUCUAUUCAUUGCAAUUGACAACACAAACAUGGUUGGAUUAUGCCAUGUAUCAGAGAUUUCUGAUGAUCAUAUUGACAAAAUAGACACGAAGUUUAAAGCUGGAGAGAAAGUAAAUGCACGAAUAUUGAAGGUAGAUGAAGAAAGAAAACGGAUUGCUUUGGGAAUGAAGAAUUCAUACAUGAGAGAUGAUUCUGCGCUUGAAGCUUCUUUAGAACAAGAAUCGGAUGCAUGCUUUUCGGAUAAACUAAAGUCUAUUGCUCCAAUGUAUAGCAGUUUGCUUGACACUCAAAUUAUGAAUAUUGAAGAUGAAAAUAAUCGGUGUCUGAAUUUUUCACAAGCAGAAGCAAGGGCGUCCAUUCUUCCUCUUGAUGUUAAUCUUGAGGACCUUGAUCAGUUUGAUGUAGAUAACACUACUAGCCAAAAUCAUGCGAAAGAAGACACUAUAGAUGAAAAGGAAAAGAAGCGUGCAAAGAAAAAAGAAAUCAGAGAGAGGGAGAAAGAAAUAAGGGCUGCAGAGGAAAGACUGCUGGAAGAGGACAUACCAAGGACUGCUGAUGAAUUUGAAAAGAUGGUUAGAAGCUCUCCAAAUAACAGUUUUAUCUGGAUAAAAUACAUGGAUUUAAUGAUUUCCAUGGCUGAUAUUGAGAAAGCCCGCUCAAUUGCUGAGAGGGCUUUGAGGACGAUAAACAUACGAGAAGAAAAUGAGAAGCUCAAUAUCUGGAAGGCCUACUUGAAUUUGGAAAAUGAGUUUGGAAACCCUAAAGAGGAGGCCGUUAUGAAAGUAUUCCAAAGAGCUCUGCAGUAUAAUGAUCCCAAAAAAGUCUAUCUAGCUCUUCUGGGAUUGUAUGAGAGGACCGAGCAGCAUCAGUUGGCUGAUGAGCUUGUCAAUAAAAUGACAAAGAAGUUUAAGCAUUCAUGCAAGAUUUGGUUGAGGCUUGUACGAAGACUUCUGAAGCAAAACCAGGAUGGAAAUCAGUCUGCUGUCAAUCGUGCUUUGUUGAGCCUUCCCCGACAUAAGCAUAUUAAGUUCAUCUCUCAGACAGCAAUUCUUGAAUUUAGAGCUGGGGUACCUGAUAGGGGACGAUCCAUGUUUGAAGGAAUAUUACGUGAAUACCCAAAGAGAACAGACUUGUGGAGUGUUUAUCUUGAUCAGGAAAUUCAACUAAAAGAUUCGGAUGUAAUCCGUGCAUUGUUUGAGAGGGCAAUUAGUCUGAGCCUCCCACCUAAAAAGAUGAAAUUCUUGUUCAAAAAGUAUCUGGAGUACGAGAAGUCCCAAGGUGACGAGGAACGGAUUGAAUAUGUGAAAAAGAAAGCAAUGGAAUACGUCGAGAGCGCCAUGGGCUGAUGCAAAAUUGAUCGUUUUGUGGUGCAUGAUUGUCAGCAAUAGUAAAAAAUACCAGAAGCGGCUGUUGCCUGGUAUGAUUAUUGGCUUAUUCCACUGCUCCUGCAUUAUACUGCUAACCCGCUAUCUACAGCAUAGGCUUACUGCAUCGACGAGAGCUUGUGGGAUCCCUGAAUGCAUCAAACGUGCCCUCUGCUGGGAAAACGAUGGGAUGGGCAAAUUUUUGGCUGAAAUUGAGGAUUACAUUAGGAGCCAGGCUUCUAUAUCCAUUUCUUCUCAAUUGUACGAUACUAGCGCUAUGUACGUUUUGUCCAAAUGUGUGAUAUUCUCUUCAGUUUAAUGGUAUUAGCCAUCUUAUAUUACUUUUUAACUCA